AUGACCGCAAGAAUAGUUUUCCGUACCUUCGUUCUAGCUCUCCUGCUCUACAGCGCGGUAAGCACUAAGUGUCCUGCAGGUGGUACAUCAGAUAAGUCCAUUUUGGGCUGGAUGUUACGAGGACACGUGUACGACACUCUUCUUGUUGAACGUCCGUUUACGUGCGUAUUCCAGUGUCGCGAAGACAAUAGAUGCCAAAGUAUUAACUGGGUUAUCUCUCUUCUUAUGUGUGAGUUUAACAACAGGACAAAGGAAGCCAGCCCCGAGGACUUCAUUCCAAACCACGACAGAUCUUACUAUCGACGCGAUUUACAAAGAGGUGAGCCAUCAUUAAGUGCCGGGGAUACUCUUAAGUUGGCCGGUUACGGGGAGGCUCCCCCCGAACGGGGUACCUUUGUCAGGCUUCAUAUAUAUGAAAGAGCUAAGAAAUGUCACAGUUUAAAGUAUAUGAAAGGGUAGGAAAGUUAGUGAUCUCUGGAGGCCGAUAAAAGAAACUAAAAGAGCUAACAGAUGCAUUUUAUGGAUGAGAAAAAGCAGACGAAAAUUUUUCUGGUUUUGUGCUUAUUCAUGUUUAAAAGGCAUAGCAUUUACAGUAGUUAAGAGGGAUGCCAAAUUAUCGUAAAAUCCUAUGUUAAAGCCCUCCCCGGAUUUAAACCCAUCCGUUUGCAAACGAAGAUAUUAUUCUGGAUAUACCCCCCAAGAUAUAAGCCCAUUGUUAUGCCAAGCGCGUUUUGAAAAACAGUAGUCACUUAAAUUGGAACAUGAAGCUACGAAAUUGUGCGGGUGAAAAAGAAAUAUGAACUUUGUUAAUGCUACCCAGAGGACCGUUUCUUGAAGUUUUUUUACUUUUGUCCUGUUCCGUUCCAGUUGUUCAAGUGUUUUAUAGAUGUUUGUGAAACACAUUCUCCAUUUAUUGUGAUAAAUUUAUAAUGGAAUGUUUGCUUUAAUUCGGUUCAGAUAUGUUUUAUCCUGUCGGUCCGAAACAUUUAUUUCGGCUUAUACCCCCCUCCCCCCUUUAUAAGCCCACCCAAAACCCUUUAUGAAGUUAUAUGAGCCCCUGAGCUUUAACGUGGGAUUUUACGGUAGUUCUAACAUUCGUGAAUCGAAGGUAUACGAAAGGGGUACCUUUCUUGUCAAAAACGUUGUAUAAAAGGGUAAGGGGUUGGACCUCGAGCUCAGGGCGGAACCUCCGGUCCUGGCUUUAUAAAACGUUGCUGAGUAGCGCCCCGUGCAUAAACUAAAAACUCUGUAGGGAUAAGGGUAAACUGAUAAUGAAGAAUUGUUUUUUAACCUCUCAGUUCCCCUUGGUUCGAUUCAAGAACUCCCAGCUGAGACUUGUGACGAAAUAAAGAGGAGUGAAGGACACGCUGUUAGCGGGAAAUACUGGUUUUCCACUAUAAAAUCUGGUACAUCUGUUCUGGCUAAUUGUAAUAUGGAGACCAACGGUGAGUUUAGUCAGUUAUAUCAUCGGCGACCACCGUUAAGUUGAUUGUGCUUUGUGAUAAGUUAAUUUAUGAUUAUUAGACAACUGACUUAAAUGUUUCAUAUUUAGUCACAGAUGCGGCGACUGAUGAAAAAUUACACGAGAGAUUAAGAUAAGACCCGGAGAAAAAAGAUAAAUUUGAAAGUGAAAAAAGACUCAUGCCAGGAAGGAAUGAGUACUCCCAACGUCACAUGUUAGGGCCUGAGUGAAUGCCCUUCAAUAAUUUUUUUCAUCAAUCAAUAUGCUUGUUGUUCUAGACAUUGACGAAUGCGGUGCUUCUACACCUGUAUGUGACAUCAAUGCCAACUGCUCCAAUACUCGGGGAUCGUAUCUCUGUACCUGCAGGGCAGGAUAUACAGGCGAUGGAAAAACUUGCCAAGGUAUGAUAAACUUCCUUUUAUCGUGUAAAAACAACGAGGAGGGCAGAUUCCUAGGACUUGUAACGACCAGUAAAAAUCGGCAAUCCAUCGAAUCCAGUCCGUUUAUACACGGGCAGUGCAUCACAUCAUGCCUCGGGUUAUACUUCUGUUAUUAGAAACUUUUUCGGUACAUGUAAGUGUACACAAAUUCUUUAAAAGGCCGUGCAUUAAGUCCAUUAUUUAACCUUGAAAAGUAAUGCUGUAAUUACGUAGUAGUCCACCUAGCCCAGUAGAAAAAAAAAAAGAACAAAAUUAUAAAGCAACCGAAACGGGAGAUUUAAACUGAUAAGACAGGGAGAAAAAAGGAUAAAUUUUAAGGGAAAAAAUGACUCAUGCCACGAAAGACUUGGUAAUCCUCGCGUCACAUGUUAGGGCCUGAGUUAAUACCCUUCAAUAAUUUUUUCAUCAAUCAGUAUGUUUGUUGUUUUAGACGUUGACGAAUAUAAUACUUCUUCUCCUGUAUGUGACAUCAAUGCCAACUGCUCCAAUACUCGUGGAUCGUACAUCUGUACCUGCAGGGUAGGAUAUACGGGCAAUGGGAAAACUUGCCACGGUAGGAUAAACGUCCAAUUGCAGUGAUAACAACGAAGACGGCAGAUUCCAAGGGACUUGUGAUGAUCAACAAAAAUAGGCAAUCCAUCGAAUCCAGUCCGUUUAUAUACCGGCAGUGCAUCACAUCAAGCCUCAGGUUAUACUUCUGUAGUAGAAACUUUUUGGGAAGCCUGCCAUAAAACAGCCGACAUUUGGCGACGCUACCACCGGUUUUCCCAGCAAAUGGCGUCUGAGAAACGAGCACAGAAGUUCCGUACGGAUCGUGUGUUACUACCUAGAUCUGGGUAGUACUUCUGAUUGGUCGUGCAGUGUCGGAAAUUUAAUUAAACCAAUCAGAAGCACUUCCCAGAUCUGGGUAGUGACACGUCAUCAGUAUGGAAUUUCUGCCCUAGUUUCUUAGACGUCAAAUUGGCGGGUAAACCAGUGGUAGCGUCGCCAAACUAGUGUCGGCUGUUUUCUCAGGCAACUUUUUGGGUAGAUGUAAGUGUAUAGAAAUUCUGUAAAAGACCGCGCAAGAAUUAAAACGUUUGAAGUCCGUUGUUUAACCGCGAAAAGUAAUGCUGUAAUUACUUAGUAGAGCACCGUAACCCAGUAGAAAAAGAAAAACAAAAUUAUGAAGCAACAGCAACCAAGAGAUUUAAACUGAUAAGACAUGGAGAAAGAAGAUAAAUUUUAAGGGAAAAAAAGACUCACGCCAAGGAAGAAUGGGUAAUCCUCGCGCGCGUCACCUGUUAGGACCUGAGUUAAUGCCCUUCAAUUUUUUUUUCAUCAAUCAAUAUGCUUGUUGUUCUAGACAUUGACGAAUGCGGUGCUUCUACACCUGUAUGUGACAUCAAUGCCAACUGCUCCAAUACUCGGGGAUCGUAUAUACCUGCGGGGCAGGAUAUACAGGCGAUGGGAAAACUUGCCAAGGUAGGAUAAAGGUCGAUUUACUGUGAUAACAACGAAGACGGCAGAUUCCCAGGGACUUGUGACGACCAGUAAAAAUGGGCAAUCCAUCGAAUCCAGUCCGUUUAUAUAUACCGACAGUGCAUGACAUCAUAUGCCUCGGGUUAUACUUCUGUUAUUAUUAGAACAUUUUUGGGUACAUGUAAGUGUAUACAAAUUCUUUAAAAGGUCGCGCAUUGAGAAUUAAGACGUUUGAAGUCCAUUAUUUAACUGCGAAAAGUAAUGCUGUGAUUACUUAGUAGCCCACCUAGACCAUUAGAAUAAGAAAAACAAAAUUAUGAAGAAACAGCGCUAGCACCGGGUAACUCUGGGUUUUUGGAACAGCCUAUACAGAAAAACCCUUUUUCAAAAGAAUUAUGAGAGAUAUAUGAAAAAUGUUGAAAAGUUCUGGAGUAGACAACUCGAUGGCAAAGAAGAAGAAAACUCUGAAACGUUUUGGUUCCCUGUUGAGGAAAUUCAGACUGUUAUCAACGGGGAUCGAAGAAGAUUGAAUAUUUUCAUUUACUUAUUAUUGUUUGAUUUUAUUUUGUUAGCAAGGAGCCUACGAUAGAUCCUUGUGGAAGUCCAAUAUUUUUGUUUUUUUAGACAUUGACGAGUGCAGUGCUUCUCCUCCUGUAUGUGACGUCAAUGCCAACUGCUCCAAUACUCGUGGAUCGUAUAUCUGCACCUGCAAGGCAGGAUACAACGGCGAUGGAAAAACGUGCGGAGGUAGGAGAAAAUAAUUAGUGAACCUAAAGGUCAGUUACUUUACUGUUAUAACAUCAAUUAUGGAAGUUUCCUAAGGACGUGCGACAUCAUAGCGUUCAAAAUGGUGGAUAAUGAGAACGGCAAUCAGCUAAAUCCGCCGGUAAGUUUUCAUAUCCAGCAUUGUAUGACGUCAUAUUUCAUGUUAUGCCUUUGCUGGAGGCUAUAACACGGAGCAAGAAACUUCCUUGUACUCUUAUCAAGGCGUUUUCACCAACGAUUUGGGCGUAAAUUUAGACGAUCUUUUAGGUCUCCCAAACCAGUCAGCAAAACGAAAUGUCUGAAAAUGGCAUUUUUGACUUUUAAAUAACUGUGCAUCAUGAGCCGCCACUUAACACUGAUGCGCUAAUUGUAAAUGGCGUAAAUUUAAAUCAUCUAGCUCAUAAUAAGAAUUAGACUCGAACAAGGAUCUAGGACAUUACAUUCAUAGUUAUUUAUGCAUACAUACACUAUUCUAUAAUUUAAUCUAUGUCUACAUUUUAUUGCACAUAUAACGUACUUAUCCCUUUGAAUCCUGAGUUUUUCUGUCAUAUUGCUUCAGUUUUGACAUACAUACACAAAAUAACAUCUCAAAAGUUCCCUUUGAGGUAAAAGUGCCUAUAAUCGUACAUAUUUAGAAAGUAGACAUAUCAGGGUUUCAAAAUAUAUAUAUGUAUUAACUUAACGUUUGUUUGGAGAGCUGUUUGCCUUUAGCAGUCUCUUAUAACAGUUGACACUGUACAUUUUGUGGCCACCGAAGCGCCCGGUUGCUCUCUUUCUUCGAUAAUUUCUUGACCACCACACCGUGUAUCUGCAUGCUCAAGCUCUGAAUUGUUGCCAGUGUCUUCGUCCAUUUAAUCAGACUAAUCUUCACCUAACCUGAAUCAUCGCUAAAAUCCGGUGCUGCAAAUAUAGUUCGAUCAACUCCAUUCGUGUCUGACGCCAUUUUUAAAGGUUAUCAUUAGCACAGCGAGGAAAUAUUGCCAAAAAGUUAGUCCAAAAUGACAAAAAACCGAUUGAAAUGGAAUCAUACGAUAAUUCACUUCAUAUAAGAAACAUAAACUGUCAUUUUCGUGCAAUAUACCGUCGAUUUUAUAGCAUAUUUUUCCAUCCUCCAAAUAUGGUAAACUCCAGUUGACUAGGAGCUUUGAGCCAAUCAGAAACGGCGAAAUAUUUUAAAUGAGUAAUUGUAAUUAACGUAUUUUAUUCACUCUAUUCUAUUUAUGUUCAGAUGAGUGAAACAAGCUCUAUACAAACAAAACGAAAUAGAAGACAAUACUGUACUGUGAAACUAAUCAAAUACGUUCGUCAAGUCAAAUCGAAAAAUUUGUAGGCGGCAAUCUUUCGCAUUUCCAUUGUCUGGCAGGUUGGAUGGUAGAAUUUAAUUACAAGUGUCCGUUUAAUACAAGUUGGCAACAAUAGAAAUGACCGUUUCUGGUACUCUUUAGGUGUCCACGGCCGCUUGAUAGAGGUUUCCCCUUAAUAAAGGUUCCAUAUGAAGUCAAUAAGGGAAACAAAUUUGGGGACUUCGGCUACUGUCCUCUUAAUAGAGGGUAUCCGCUUAAUACGGUGUCCGCUUAAUAAAGUUUUCACUGUCACUGAUAUCAGUUUCGAAAAAAGAUGGUACCUGAAUCACCUUUUCUUUUCUCUUCCGUUAUGUCAGUUUUUCCAGAAGGACUGACUGACUCCGUUAUCGUAGGACAUAAUGUGCAUCACUUAACUAAUUUAAGCACAUGGCUCAAACCAGUUGCCCAAAGCGAAUCUUCAAAAUGGAAGCGCUGUUGGCGUGCGUCCGUGGAUGGCUGGAAUGCCAGUACUUUUCACAGCGGAUGUGACAACAAAGGACCAACUGUAACAAUCAUAAGAGUCGGAGGGAAAUACAUAUUUGGAGGAUACACUAACCUUUCAUGGGGUAAGUGAUCUAAUUUUAACAGUCUAAACACCAUACAAAGCCGGCCACCUUUUAGCAUCACCGUGGUUGCGCAUACUGAGCUGGAGGGAUUGUUGGCGUACGGACCCUCGACCGGUCCCUCUCCGACAAUAGUCUUUACUUACUCGCUCCAUUUUAACAAAACAAUGUUUGGAAAUUCGGGUUUGUAUGUUUAACACCAAUUCUGUAGGGUUACUAUAUUAGGGAACCGUAUUCGUAAUCGUAAGGUUGUUUCAUGCAAGAAAGUCAAACAAUGAUACUAUUAAGAAAAUUAACAGCUUUUAAAUAACAACAUCAAUUCAAAACAAAUGUAAUGGGAAAAUGGUGGAUAUCGGUGAUGGAGUUGGUUAGGGCUAAAUCUUUACUAAGACGACUUUCUCUCUGAUUUUCUUUGAAUAAAGCCCAAAUAAGGCGAAGUAGUAGUAUACAAGGACGUGAAGAAAGUUCUAUUUCACAGGGAUGAGUCAGCUUGUCACUGAUGACUUUCACCGUUGUAUAUGAGCGGUUAUAUUCUUCUAAUAUUUCACCAGCCCCAACUCGGCCAGGUGUUUUUGCAAGCCAUGUUAGUUUUGACUUUUGAGCUAACUUGAAUGGGUGCGUUUGGAACUUCAAACGUAGCCGUGGAACUUCGGGAGUUGCAUCAGCUUUCUCUUCUAUAUAUAAUAAUUUUAAAAAGUUUUGUUGUGAAUUUCUUAGACGAGGAAUUGUCCAGGUUCUUCAGUUGUUUGAAACCAGGCGGCUUCACCAUAGGUAGCCCAAGCUCGAAAUAUGAGCAUCGGCAGACACCGGCAUUGCUGCGUAACAUUCGAAAAAUGAGGAUUUGUUUGGGAAAAAAACUUGUCGUUUCUGUAACCUACGAAAAUGAAAGGAUUUUAAUAAAAACAGCUUACCUUACUUAAAAUGUGUGUUACGACUCUCCUGUGUUGUCCACGGGAGAGAAAACGGUUUACAUAAAAACCCAUAAAACGGGCAUAAAUCGGCCCGUGGACCACACAGGAGAGACGUAACACACAUUUUAAGUGGGUUACAGAAACGAUAGGUUUUUUCCCCAUACAAAUCCUUAUAUUUCGAAUGUUACGCAACAAUGCAGUUUGUCGCUGAUGCUCAUAUUUCGAGCUUGGGCUACCUGUGGUUUCACUUGAGUUGUAACGCCAUGCAAGGAACGUGACGAUCGACCCGCGAUAUGCGUGGGAAAAUAUAUUUUUUUUUUUUCGAUCAAGGUGGAAAUUGGCAUCCUUGUCGUCGAAUAAGGUAAUACAUUUCAAUUUUCAUUAUCACGGUUGAUUUUAAAAGCUCUGGUUUCGAUAAAGGAACUGGAGGAAAAUCAGGAAAAUUCCAAUUCGACUGUGAUGGUUUCAUUUUAUUUACGGGUCGUAGCAUAAAUAUAACAAAUUCAUUUUCCUUUUCCUUAUACAAUCUGGUGUAAGGUGUAAAGCUUAUUGAUAAAGUCACUAGAACACUCUUCCAUUCAUUACUUUUGUUUCCGCUCCAUUAAAUUUGCCCAUUUUUCUUAUUAACGAACUCGAUUUAACUACAGACAAUGAGUAUUCAGGCAGAGUGGCAAGCUUCAAUGCGAUGUGGCAAGAGAGAUAUACGCCUUUGAAUUUCUGUUAAUUUUACGGGUGUUAAAAAAUUCAAAAAGUAUACCCACCAAAAGUUUAAUCGAUCGUUGCGAAAACGCUAUCAAUUUCUCUUCGAAGUAGUUUCUAACAAUACAAUAAAAAGGGAUAGUUCUUUCAAUGUGUAUCGGCAAAGGAAGAUUAGCUUUGAAGACAGGGUUGUAGUCGAAGGCUCAAAAACAUCUUCUAUUAACCAAUAUGGCGCCGGUCCGAAGCACCCCAAAACCGGCCGUGUCGAUAAUUUCCGAAAUAGGAGGAAUUAGAACCUAAAGUUACCUAUUCCUUAUUAAAGACCCCAAAUCAAGUCUACAUGCCAAUUUUUAGCCAAUUCGGUGAGAUAGUGUGGCAGCGACAUUUCAAUAUAGUUCGAAUCUUACAGACAACUGCUCUUAAUUGAUUCUCUGUAUUUUUUAAAUGUAUGUAGAACAAGUCGUUGGCAAAAAAGUAUUUCAUUUGUAAUGUAAAAAUGCAGAGAGUAAAAGUGUUCAGGUUUCUUUUGAAAUGUUUUGUUUACACAGGAUAUCUUUAGCUUAGAUUUUUCCUCCGAUAAGGGAUCGUUGAUGCAGAAAAGCUCAUAGUCUGCUUUUUUCUUUUCUUUAUUUUUUUCUUUUCUUAUUUAUUGUGAGUACUAUCAGUAUAUUUCCUUGUCUGUAUGAAUUCCAAUUUUUGAAGGACGUCUGUGCAUUGAUUAUCCUUUUCAUUUAUGAUUUUCCCAACAGGUUACAGCAGCUGCCAGUAUCGAUAUGAUUCCCAGGCAUUCCUUUUCUCGCUGGUUAACAAGCCAGGAUGGGCGCCUGUGAAACUACCUCAGACAGGGCAGCAUAGUUCUGACAGAAGUUCCGUAUUCGACUGCUCGCUUUAUGGACCUAUUUUCGGAGGAGGCAAUGACAUUUACAUGUCUGCAUCUAGUCACAAUUCAGCCAACCUUGGCUAUACUUACAGCCCACCAAGCGGGUACAACUAUAACGAAUACUUCACCAAGACAUUUUUGGCAGGCACUUAUCACUUUACUUCAGACGAAGUAGAAAUAUUUUACGAAACAACCUAA
This is a messenger RNA of Porites lobata, 8722 nucleotides long. NCBI's taxonomy places the organism in Eukaryota, Metazoa, Cnidaria, Anthozoa, Scleractinia, Poritidae. The record is from the annotation of a GenBank genome assembly.